CCAGAAACAUAUUUUGACGAGGAAGCAAUCAUGGGUUUAGGAAGUUUUCACAUCAAGGUGAAUGGAGCAGAAUGCGGUGCUGAAGCGAUAAUGCUCGGUGUGGUGACCAGCAUUGGAGGUUUCCUCUUUGGCUACGAUACUGGACAAAUCUCCGGUAUGCUCUUGUUCGACGAUUUUAUCAAUCGGUUCGGUCAAACACAACCAGAUGGCACCAAAAAGUUCGAAACUAUCAUCUCUUCUUUGGUCGUCUCGUUGAUGUCCAUCGGAACGCUCAUCGGAGCACUAUCUGGUGCCUACACUGCCGACUGGUGGGGACGCCGCCGAAGUAUGAGUUUUGGUGUCGCUAUCUUCAUCAUUGGAAACAUCAUCCAAAUCACCGCCAUGAACUCCUGGGUACAUAUGAUGAUGGGUCGAUUCGUUGCAGGUCUGGGUGUCGGCAAUCUUUCUGUCGGCGUGCCUAUGUUUCAAUCAGAAUGCUGCCCCCGUGAAAUCCGUGGAGCAGUCGUGGCCAGCUACCAGCUCAUGAUCACUAUCGGAAUUCUCGUCUCUAACGGUAUCAACUUCGGCGUUCGAUCGUUCGAUGAAAAUUCCGCUUCAUGGCGGAUCGUUAUCGGCCUGGGAAUCGCUUUCUCUCUGCCUUUGGGAAUCGGUAUCUUGUUCAGCCCAGAGUCACCCCGAUGGCUAGCCGGACGAGGACAAUGGGAUGAUGCACGCAUGUCGCUUGCCCGCCUUCGUGGCAUGAAACAUGAUCCGGAUAACCAGUUGAUCUUGGAAGAUUUCAAAGAGAUGCAGGAGUCUAUCGAGGAACAGAAGUCAGCAGGAGAGGGAAGCUGGGCUGAGUGCUUUACUGGACGACCAUCAGGUAUUCCCAAGCUGGUGUACCGAACAUUCCUCGGUAUUUUCAUCCACUUUUUCCAGCAGUGGACUGGUGUCAAUUACUUCUUCUACUAUGGCGCAACCAUUUUUGAGUCUGCCGGUAUCAAGGAUCCCAUCAUGGUGCAACUUAUUCUUGGUGCAGUAAACGUGGUUAUGACCUUCCCUGGACUUUACAUUGUCGAGCGCCUUGGUCGCAGAAUCCCUUUGAUCUUCGGAGCAUUCUGGCAAGCAUCAUGGCUUCUUAUUUUCGCUGCCGUCGGAGUCGCGAGACCACCUACCGAAUACGCAAGCUCUGGUAUUGUCAUGAUUGUAGCUGCGUGCAUGUUCAUCGCCUCCUUCGCCAUGACUUGGGGUCCAUUCGCCUGGGUCGUCAUCGGCGAAACUUUCCCUCUCCGAACGCGUGCGAAGCAGGCUUCGCUUGCCACAGCCGGCAACUGGCUCGGAAACUUCCUUAUUGGUUUCCUUACGCCUUUUGCCAAUGACGGAAUCAGCUAUUCAUUUGGAUUCGUGUUCUUCGGCUGCAAUCUCACUGCCGGUCUCGUUGUGUACUUCUUCCUCUACGAAACCAAGUCGCUGUCACUCGAAAAUGUCGACGCAAUGUACUCCGAUCCCUCGGUCAAAGCCUUGACCAGUAAGAAGUGGGUUCCGGCUGGAUACAUUGAUCGCAACACGCGAGAUCACGCGGCCUUCCAAGGAAGGUCAUCGGCUUUGGACAACUCCUCAGCUGAAUACAAGGGCGAUAAGGACGGUGUCUAUGACACGCCAGUGCGGCAAUCUGAGCAACACGAGAAAGUUGUCGAUGAGCAGAAGAGAGUUUAGUUGUUGAGUUAUCGUCAAGGUCGAUAUCAUUUUAGUUGUCGAUUAGUUUUUCCACUGAACAUUUCUGUAUAUUAUUCAUUUCUUCUAACAAACGUAAUUCUUUCGCAUUAUAUCCCUCUUACAUUUGUAUUACGCUCUGCCGUUCAUAUUGUACUGAUUCAGUUCAAUCGUUCCAUCAUUACAUGUAUGUGAAUGUCUUCGCCUACUUUUUCGUGACGUCAUUCCACAGCAACUUUU
Molecule: messenger RNA, 1932 nt
Organism: Periconia digitata
Lineage: Eukaryota; Fungi; Ascomycota; Dothideomycetes; Pleosporales; Periconiaceae
Source: the annotation of a GenBank genome assembly